Messenger RNA from Syzygium oleosum, 1446 nucleotides. RefSeq names its product elongation of fatty acids protein 3-like. Gene Ontology annotation, cellular component: endoplasmic reticulum membrane. The coding region runs from base 214 to 1152 and encodes 312 amino acids. Gene Ontology annotation, molecular function: fatty acid elongase activity. Gene Ontology annotation, biological process: fatty acid elongation, saturated fatty acid; very long-chain fatty acid biosynthetic process; fatty acid elongation, monounsaturated fatty acid. The record is from RefSeq and is a predicted model, not a curated record. The transcript has a single exon. Lineage: Eukaryota; Viridiplantae; Streptophyta; Magnoliopsida; Myrtales; Myrtaceae.
CCUUUAUAAACUCCGCUGACCUUCCUCUGUUUCCAUCCAUCCCCACCUCAAAAGUUACAGCGAUUUCUCAACUGCAUUUCCAUAUCCAACACACACCCAUCUCUCUUCUCUUCUCUCCUCUCUCUCUCUCUCCCUAGCUUCUCUGCCAUUCCAAUUCGAUCUCUCGCGCGCGCGCGCGCUCUGUGGAGUCUCAGAUCCUUGGCAGAUGAGAGAAUGGGGGUACAGCUGCCAAUGUCGCGGGCCCUGAGGUACUACCUGUCCGAGCACCCGUCCAUCGUCAACUUCCGGUGGAGCCACCACCUCUGGGGCUCCACCUGGUCCUUCCUCCUCGCCGCCGUCGCCGCCUACGUCGCCGCCGCCUCCGCCCUCCACCUCCUCCUCCUCCUCCUCCUCCCCCGCCCCCGCCGCCGCCCCGUCCCCCUCGGGCCCCUCCCCGCCCUCCACAGCCUCGCCGUCGCCGCCGCCUCCGCCGCCGUCUUCGCCGGCAUGCUCCUCUCCGCCUCCGCCGAGAUCCGGGACACCCGGUGGCUGUGGCGGCGGUCCCGCACCACCCCCAUCCAGUGGCUCUUCUGCUUCCCCCUCGGCACCCGACCCUCGGGGCGCGUCUUCUUCUGGUCCUACGCCUUCUACCUCUCCCGCUUCCUCCACCUCCUCCGCACCUUCCUCACCGUCCUCCGCCGCCGCCGGCUCACCUUCUUCCAGCUCUUCAACCAGUCCAUCCUGCUCUGCAUGUCCUUCCUCUGGCUCGAGUUCUCGCAGUCCUUCCAGGUCCUCGCCAUCCUCUCCACCACCCUGCUCUACGCCGUCGUCUACGGCUACCGGUUCUGGACCGCGAUCGGCCUCCCCGGCGCCAGGUUCCCCUUCGUCGCGAACUGCCAGGUGGUGCUGCUGGCCUGCAACCUGAUUUGCCAUUUCGGGGUCCUCUUCUUGCACUUCUUGAAAGGCGGGUGCAACGGGAUCGGAGCCUGGGUGUUCAACUCGGUGUUCAAUGGCGCGAUCUUGUUCUUGGUGCUGAAGUUCUACGUCAAGGUGCAGCUCAAGUACCGGAAGGUCGGUGCGGUGGCGGAGCAGGAGGACGACGGGUCGACGGCGCCGGCGCAAGCGGGUUCUUCUGGCACGGAGACGAAGAUCGCGAGAGAGAAACAUCAUUGAUCGGUUCAUGGUCCCUCUCUCUCUCUCUCUCUUGUUGGGAUUGUGAUUUCAUCUUUCCGGCAAAUCUGGUAACUGCGUUCGCCUUCUGGGUGUCCUGAUUCUUGGUUUUUCGAUCAGUUUUGGGUCAGUUCUCGUAGGAAUUUGUUUUGUUUCUCCAAUUGUUAUUUUGUGCAGAACAAACGGGGAUUGCCCCCAUUCUUUUCCUCCUUUUUUUCUGUAUCUUCUUUUGUUCAGAGCGAGGAAGCUGUAAAUUAACGACGAUUUGACGAGGAAUAUGCAAAUUUCUUAGCCUUC